Molecule: messenger RNA, 1596 nt
Organism: Pundamilia nyererei
Lineage: Eukaryota; Metazoa; Chordata; Actinopteri; Cichliformes; Cichlidae
Product: nuclear pore complex protein Nup98-Nup96-like
Exons: 7
Coding region: 343-1086 (247 amino acids)
Source: RefSeq, a predicted model, not a curated record
AGAUACGAAGCCGCCUUUCAGGGCUUGUGUGAGGCGGGGAAGUACGCCUGUGCACCCCUGCCUCCAUACCUGGAGGCGGAGCAGCCAGAUCUGGAGGAGGCGUCCAAACGGCCGCUGUACGACCUCUGCUUCCACCUGCUCAAACUCUACAGCGACAGACACUACGGCCUGCAGCAGCUGCUGGAGCCUCUCGCCGUCACCUGGGAGCGCCUGGACUACCGCCUGAGCUGGCACCUGUGGGGCGUCCUGCAGGCGCUGCACUACACCCACCUGAGCGCCCCACGGCAGGGCCUCCUCCACGCCAGCUACGCCGCGCAGCUGGAGAGCGCCGGCCUGUGGCACAUGGCCGUCUUCAUCCUGCUGCACAUCCCCGAGCACGCUCAGAGGGAGCGAGCUGUGAGGGAGAUGCUGGCGCUGCACUGCCCCCUGCAGGAGACGGAGGACUCUGUCCGCAGGGAGCGCUUCCUGACCGAGCAGCUGCUGAUCCCGGAGCGGUGGAUCCACGAGGCCAAGGCCACCCGAGCCCACCGCGACGGCGACAGACACCAGCAGGCCCUGCACCUGUACCGAGCCCGAUACUGGAACCAGUGCCACCGCCUGCUGAUCCAGCACCUGGCCUCAGACUGCAUCAUCAACGAUAACCACGACUACCUCCUGGAGUUCCUGGAGGGUCUGGCGCUCCCCGAGCACUGCGCCACCAUCCAGGACUGGGACACAGCAGGGGGGGUUUACCUCGACUACAUCAGAGUCAUAAAGACUCUGCAGGACAUCCAGCAGAUGGAAAACGCCGGCUACGAGCUGGAGCGUCUCUACACCGAUGUGACGUCUCUCUGCAGCAGGAUCGAGCUCCUGCCCUGCCGCACUGCUAAAGACCGCCUCGCCCAAUCAGAAAUGGCGAAGCGCGUGGCGAACAUCCUGCGUGCGGUGCUGAGCCUGCAGCAGGGCGAUACGGCCGACUCCCUCAGCAUCCCGCUCGCCCAGCUGGCGCCGCACAUCAGCCGCCUGCCGAUGCCCGAGGACUACACGCUGGAGGAGCUGCGAGGCCUCACGCAGUCGUACCUGCGACAGCUCAUCGUCAGCCAAUGAGAGCGCAGAGCGGGACGAGAAGCUUCGGCUGCUCAAACGCCUCGAAACUGACACCAUAAAAGAUGAGGCGAGCAGUGUGUGACCUUUAACCCCACGUCUGUCAGUCUUUUAGCUUGUGCUCAGAUUUAAAACCAAACAGGAAGUGACACGAGAUUUGCAGCGACAUCAGGGAAGCAGUCAGAGAAAAAAGGUUCAAAUACUUCCUGAGUGAUCAUCAGAAUUUAUUCUUCCUCACUUUAUUUUCAAUUAAAUAAAACGACCUUGAGCUCAGACGUGAUGAAGGGCUGCUGCAGGUUUGAACCCCCACCAGAGGCCGCUCCACCGCUGACGUUCCUCUGCAGGAACCUUCAGUUUAAUUGUUCAGGGUAUUUGUUCUUUUGCAUUCUUUCAUUAGCUUCUCCUGAAACAUCAGGAUCAUUUGAUCCGACUCAAACCUGCUGACUUAAAGCAGACGAGUAAAUAUUAAUAAACAGGAAACUGGGGGAAGAAACGGGAGCAGUUCAGAGUAAA